Messenger RNA from Vicia villosa (hairy vetch), 902 nucleotides. RefSeq names its product thylakoid lumenal 16.5 kDa protein, chloroplastic. NCBI's taxonomy places the organism in Eukaryota, Viridiplantae, Streptophyta, Magnoliopsida, Fabales, Fabaceae. The transcript has 4 exons. The coding region runs from base 61 to 708 and encodes 215 amino acids. The record is from RefSeq and is a predicted model, not a curated record. Gene Ontology annotation, biological process: photosystem II repair.
CAUGCGCCAAAAAAUAAACAAAAAACAAAAGAGAGAAAGAGAAAAAGAAAUAAAGAAAAAAUGGCAACAAAUUUUCUCUCAACAGCAAACCUUUUUCAUCUAGCAACACCAACCUAUGUUCACAGCAACCAAAUCAUCAAAUGCAAUGUGAAAAGAGAAUCAACCAUUUGCAAAGUAGUGAAUCCAAGUGUGACCAAAAGAGGCAUAUCCAUAAGUUUUGUUUCCAGUUUGGUCCUUUCAUUGACCGGUAAGGGUUUGUUUGAUGCUAAUGCUGCAAUACUUGAAGCUGAUGAUGAUCUUGAGCUCUUGGAAAAAGUGAAGAAGGAUAGAAUCAAGAGACUUGAGAAACAAGGUGUCAUCAGUUCAUCCACCAAAGAAACAGGGUAUCUUCAGGAUGUGGUGUACAAAUUGAGUGAAGUUGGUAAGGCAAUCGAGAAGAAUGAUCUAACUACAGCUGGUUCUGUCUUAGGGAGUGGCAAGGAUACUUCUGAUUGGGUCCAAAAAGCCAAUAUAGCUUUGAAUAAGCUGAGUUCCAGUCCUGAAGAGAAAACUGAGGUGGACACAUUCAAUUCUUCACUUGCUUCACUGGUUUCAUCAGUUGCUCAGAAUGAUGUGAAGUCCUCCAAAACUGCCUUUGUGUCUUCAGCUGCAGCAUUUGAGAAGUGGACAUCCUUGACAGGACUAGUUGGUAAACUUAAAGGGCUUUGAACAUGGAAUGAAGAAGCUACAAGAAAUUUUUAUUUCAUCUUUAGAGAUAUAGAGAAUUCCACUAAUUUUCCCUUCUGGGUCACCAAAUUGUGGUGUCUAGAAAAGACCAACAAACUUAUAUUUCACGGCUCAUGAAGUUUGGGCAGUCUCAAAAAAUUGUAAUUUUAAUUGUAAUGUAAUUGAUAAUUUGACUA